Pisolithus orientalis is the source of this 474-nucleotide messenger RNA. RefSeq lists its product as uncharacterized. The record is from RefSeq and is a predicted model, not a curated record. Gene Ontology annotation, molecular function: DNA-binding transcription factor activity, RNA polymerase II-specific; RNA polymerase II cis-regulatory region sequence-specific DNA binding. The annotation marks the transcript as partial. Gene Ontology annotation, biological process: regulation of transcription by RNA polymerase II. The transcript has 2 exons. NCBI's taxonomy places the organism in Eukaryota, Fungi, Basidiomycota, Agaricomycetes, Boletales, Pisolithaceae.
AUGCUCAAAGUGGAACCCACGCUUUUACUAUCGGCCUCGUCGUCCGCCACCGCCAUCGAAGACCCUGACCCUUCCCACCUGCAAACACGAACGAUGACCCCUCGUGCUCCCUCUGUAGGCGAAUACACAUUCCUCGACGCAUCUUCGAGCUCGUUUACUUCAGAACGUCGCGGCCCCCGCAUACGCACCGCGCCCCCUGUGCCCGUCCCGAAUUUAACAAAGAAAAGUCGUGGACGCCGAGUGCCCACCGCAGAAGACGCCGCCGCUGUCGAGGGGGAUACUGACGGUAAGAAGAAUAGGGUCUAUGUAUGCAAGGUGGAAGAUUGUGGCAAAUGCUUCAGUCGUGGCGAACACUUGAAAAGGCAUAUCAGGUCCAUCCACACUCAUGAAAAACCAUUCAAGUGCACUCACCCCUCCUGCGAUAAGCGCUUCAACCGCAACGACAACCUUCUGCAACACUUGCGUGUGCACAAA